AUGUUCUCACACCACAAACAGCUGAGCACGUCUGAAGAGCUAGAGCGCUCUCUAGAGGAGAGUCGGCAGAGUGCAAGAGCAGCGCAGGAGUCUCUGAGUGAAAAAGAGACGGAACUGAAAGAGCUGCGAUCUCAGAAAGCUUUAGAACAGGGACUGGUGUCCAAAGAAGACCAUGAGGCCCAGAGACUCUCCCUACAGGCUGAGAUCAACACCCUGAUGGCCCAGUUAGCCGAUCUAGCACGCAAGCACGAGAAGACAUGCACUGAGGUGUUCCAGGUGCAGCGGGAGGCUUUAUUUAAUAAGAGCGAGCGUCAGGUGGCUGAAUCCCAGCUGGAGACCGUUAAAAAGCAGCUGGCGGAUCUUCAGGCCGAGUCCACCCACAUCCACCAGCUGCACCAGGACAUCCAGGACUCACGGGGGCUCAUCAAGGAGAAAGACCGCAAGAUCACAGAGUUGUCUAAGGAGGUUUUUCGUCUGAAGGAGGCUCUGGGGGCUUUGACACCUCCGCUGGGACGUUCCCCUUCCCCACCGUCCUCAGGGAUACCUGGACAACAGCUGGCACUGCAGAACCGUGUGACCACAUUAACACAGCAACUCCAGGACUGGGAGCGCAAACACAAGGCUGUUGUUUCAAUAUAUCGUUCUCAUCUAUUAGCUGCUGUACAGGGCCGGAUGGAUGAAGAAGUUCAGGCGCUUUUGCUACAAAUCCUCUGUAUAUCACAGAAAGGUCAAAAUUAGUGCUUUGUAACUGACAGCAAUACAAAGAGUUCAAGUGACUGCUAAACAUACCCUUUUACCGAAGCAUAUCACCACUGUGUACCGCCAAUGAGAGGCAUUGAAACUGUGAAGGAGAAGAUAUAGUUUUACGCCUACACAUGUUCUCACACCACAAACAGCUGAGCACGUCUGUUAGUACAGGUUUCCUUUCCUUUUCAAAUCAGAGUAAU
This is a messenger RNA of Sinocyclocheilus grahami, 947 nucleotides long. RefSeq names its product ankyrin repeat domain-containing protein 24-like. The transcript has 6 exons. The coding region runs from base 1 to 738 and encodes 245 amino acids. Lineage: Eukaryota; Metazoa; Chordata; Actinopteri; Cypriniformes; Cyprinidae. The record is from RefSeq and is a predicted model, not a curated record. Gene Ontology annotation, molecular function: actin binding.